AUGGAAGAGACGAACGACGGGCAAGGCUUUAGAGAGGGAGGGAGGAGGAGGGCAACUCUCAGGGCGGAGUCUGGUGCUGUUUCGGGUCGUCUAGCAGAAUGGGACCCUUCUCGAGUCCCGUUCUGGUGGGGCAAGACGCGGGUACCAGAAGCUCUAGGACGCCUAUCUGUCGCGAACCGGGAGGUUGUGGGUCGCCGCUGGUACGUGAGGCACACGGAGGAGCGCGCACACGCUCACAGACAAGCGAGCCGGGAGAGAAGGCCACCUACUCACGAACUGAGUGCAAUCGGCGGAGGCCUGCUGACGACCGAGUCUUGGCGUCUCUGGCUGAGUCGUCUCCGGGGUCGCUCUACCUGUCUCCUCUGCUUCCGUGGCCCAGUCUGUCUGGCCGUAUGUGCCAUGCCUUUGUCUGCGCUACUCUCCAUUCUCUCUAUCGCUUGUCUGCUCGUUCCUCUAUGGGCCCAGAAAUUAGUCUGUCAGCUAGUCGGCCUCACUAUGCCACCAUCUGUCUGUCGCUCUGCCAGGCAACUGCGCGACUCUGGCGCAACAACACAGCCCAUUGAGUGCUUGAGAAGGGCCACCCAGGACCCGGCUAAUUCGCGCCUCACGCUUGGCAGACUACAGAAAGCCAAUCCAAAGAGUUUCGGAGGGUGA
Messenger RNA from Protopolystoma xenopodis, 654 nucleotides. Lineage: Eukaryota; Metazoa; Platyhelminthes; Monogenea; Polystomatidea; Polystomatidae. The record is from the annotation of a GenBank genome assembly.